Molecule: messenger RNA, 1887 nt
Organism: Metarhizium album ARSEF 1941
Lineage: Eukaryota; Fungi; Ascomycota; Sordariomycetes; Hypocreales; Clavicipitaceae
Exons: 1
Coding region: 1-1887 (628 amino acids)
Source: RefSeq, a predicted model, not a curated record
AUGUCUUCGUCGCGCCGGCGCGCCCGCCGCUCAGUCCAGGCCGCCCGAGAAAACUCACUUCAUGACGACGAGGGCUCCUUGCCUGUAGAUGGAUCGUGGCGCAUGGUGGAGGGCGAAAACGACAGCUUCGGCACUACCGUACUUACCUCCGUGGAACGUGACGAUGAUAUCCUUGUCCCUCUGUCCAGUGGUCAGCCUUCCUCCUCCAGCUUUCCCUCGCAGCUGUCGUCUCAAGGAAACAUGAGCAUGGCAUCUGCCACGGAUUCUCAGGACAGCAUCAGCGACUUUACCAAGCACCGCAACGAGGACCAGGUCAUUCUUCGAGAGCCGUUUCCGCCUAGUAUUACUUCGCCGCCGAGUUCAAGGGUGCACGGCGGCUAUUACACAGAAGGUCCCAGUUUCAGAAUGCCUCGGAUAGAUGUUGGGGGCUCAAGACGCAGUAGCGGUAACAGCUCUCGCACCAUCCGACCACCUGGACCGGGAUCGAGCCUCGACGGCGAGGGCGAAACCCAUCUUAGGCGACGAGGCAACGCCUUGGCAGAAAGCCCUGCGAAAAGGGCAACUCGGCGACAAGCGUCAACACUCCAAGAUGAAUGUAACCACAAAGGGAAAUCUGGCGGACCCGACACAGUCGGGGACAUGGUUGCGUCGUCACUGUCGUCCGCUUUGCUCAAAAUCUUCGUCUGGGCCGGGGAGCUCAUUCUCAUUGCACUCAACUUUGCCAAAUACCCUCUCGGGCUGCUUCUUGCCGUCUACCUCAUCUUUGGCGGUGCCAUCAUCGUACAAAACAUGGCCACAAGAUCCGUCUACUCGGCCAUGUCACCCAUAUGCCGCCUCCCAGGAACGUCAUAUCUACACCUCCCAUUUUGCCCGCCCCCCGGGGCCAACGACUUUGGCAGCCCGAACGCAACGGCCGGUCAAACCGUGGAGUUCGACGACCUAAUGGGCGUGCAAUCGAAAUUCGAGCAGGUCCUCGAAAGAAGCGCCGACGGAGUCUCUCUGCCCUUUGAAAUGAAACGCUCAGAAACCGCCGUCAGAGAUCUGCGGACCCUCGUUCGGCACAGUGACAUCCAAGCCCGGCACGAGCUGGUCCUGGAGUUUGACGGAUACAUUGAAACGGCGCGGUCGGCGGCGUUGGCCCUGCAAAAGUUCAACACGCACGUCGGCUCCGCCGUCGAUGCCGUCAUUAGCAUCAACCGCUGGACGUCACGGUACAUCGACUCCCUCUCUCCCGAGUCGGAAACACCGCCGUCGCUGCUCUCCGAGUGGGCGCGCUGGUUUUUCUACCCCUUCCAGCCCGCCGACGAGCCAUUCAGCGAGCGCAUGAUUCUCGACAAAUAUAUCGAACACACUGGCCUGGUCUCGGAGCGCAUAUCCACCCUCAUCCUCGAAGCCCAGGCCGUCCUGCGCCUUCUCACCAAAGCAGAGGACCACCUCGGCGGCAUAUACGACAUUACGUCGCGCACCUCCGCGAGCGUCUCGUCCCGCCGCGAAGAAAUCCUCUGGAACAUAUGGACUCUUGUCGGCGCCAACUCGCGCAGCCUAAAGCGCCUCUCGCAACAGCUCUCUCUCCUGCAACAAGUCGAUUCGCAGCGCUCCACGGCCGUCGACCAGGUCAGCGAGCUUAUUCUCGAGCUUGAAUCUAUUCAAGCGAACCUGGGCGAUUUGCGAGACCAAGUUGCAGAGCCGCAGCUUGUCAGUGAAUCGAGGACGGUCUAUAUACCCCUCAGCGUGCACAUCGAGACGAUUGAUCGCGGUGUGGACAGACUGCAAGCUGCUAGACGGAGGAUCCAGGCCGCAGAGGAUGAUCGCGUCAGAGAUGCCAUGUCCCGGGGGGGGCUGAGAAGCGAUGAGGAUCGUUUGAUUGAGAAUGGGAGGGGGAAAUGA